AUGUUUGGCUUGCCUCCCUUGCCGCUCCUGGUGGUGCAGCCCUUCCAUCUGAAGUUGUUUCUGUCAAACAAGUACAUUUACGGACAGAUAUGGCGCGCGGCAGACCAGCACGUCGUGGCGGCGGCCAGCACCAUAGAGGCACCCGUGCGGGAGGCGCUCAAGGAGGCGGGUGCCUCAGCAUCCUGCUCGCAGGCAGCCAGCAGGGUGGGCCAGCUGCUUGCAGAGCGUGCGCAGAAAGCGGGGGUCAGCGGCGUGACGUGGCCACGGCGGCGGGGCGAGUCGUAUCACGGCAAGCGCAAGGCGCUGCUUGAUGCCAUGCGGGAGGCGGGGCUGCCGCUGAUCUGA
Messenger RNA from Chlorella variabilis, 345 nucleotides. RefSeq lists its product as hypothetical. The coding region runs from base 1 to 345 and encodes 114 amino acids. Lineage: Eukaryota; Viridiplantae; Chlorophyta; Trebouxiophyceae; Chlorellales; Chlorellaceae. Gene Ontology annotation, cellular component: ribosome. Gene Ontology annotation, molecular function: 5S rRNA binding; structural constituent of ribosome. The record is from RefSeq and is a predicted model, not a curated record. Gene Ontology annotation, biological process: translation. The transcript is spliced from 2 exons.